AUUUAUAAUCAAAACUACAACAGCAGCCUAUUAUGAAGUCACUACUAUCCGUACAAUCCCACGUAGUACACGGCUACGUUGGAGGGCGAGCCGCUAUAUUCCCCUUGCAAACCCAAGGAUGGGAAGUAGAUAAUAUCAACACUGUGAAUUUCUCCAAUCAUACCGGUUACGGCUCGUUUGCUGGGUCCAGUCUUGCUCCUGAAGAACUUGACUCUAUAUUGACUCAACUUGAAACUAAAUUGAACGUGCAGUACAAAGCUUUAGUUAGUGGAUAUAUCCCCAAUGCUGACCUCAUCCGGACGUUAUCUCAGCAUCUUCCAAGAUUGAAACGAGAUGGGGGAUAUUAUUUGUUGGAUCCGGUGAUGGGCGAUAAUAAUUACAUGUAUGUUGACAAAUCAUGCAUCAAGGAGUACCAAAACAUAUUACUUUUGGAUGACCUCGUGGAUAUAAUAACCCCUAAUCAAUUCGAACUCGAGUUGUUGACCGGUUUGCGCAUCACCUGUAAACUUACAUUGAUACAGGCCAUUAAUAAACUUCAUCAAGAGUAUAAUAUUCCGUACAUUGUCAUUACCUCGGUUAGUGGGGAGAUAUUUGAUUCCCAAACUAAUGAUAUUUUCUGCGUGGUCAGCAGCAGUCAAGGAUGUAAGGUGUUUAAAGUACCCAUGAUAAAGAGUUAUUUUACGGGAGUAGGAGAUUUAUUCCUGGCUUUGUUGGUGGAUAGAUUAGAAAAGAAUGAUAUGGAUUUAUCCACUCUGGUUAAUCAAGUUUUAACUAUUGUAAGCUGGACUUUGAAGUUGACACAUAAGUCUGCUUUGCUUGCUCAGAGAGCUGCAGCAAAGAAUGAAAAUGCAGGAGAAUUGGUUGGGAAAAUUAACGAUGCUGAUACGAUGAAGUACUUGGAACUUCGCAUCAUCCAAGCCAGAGAUUAUUACAGUUACGAUGGACCAGGAGAGUUUGUAGAAACGGAUAUGGAUAGACUUUUAGACUAAUAGAUACAAUAAAAUAUGCAUUCUAUAU
This is a messenger RNA of Spathaspora passalidarum NRRL Y-27907, 1017 nucleotides long. RefSeq names its product putative pyridoxal kinase (gene BUD16). Gene Ontology annotation, molecular function: pyridoxal kinase activity. Gene Ontology annotation, biological process: pyridoxal 5'-phosphate salvage. Lineage: Eukaryota; Fungi; Ascomycota; Pichiomycetes; Serinales; Debaryomycetaceae. The coding region runs from base 33 to 989 and encodes 318 amino acids. The record is from RefSeq and is a predicted model, not a curated record. The transcript has a single exon. Gene Ontology annotation, cellular component: cytosol.